UAGAGCUGUGACCCUGUGACCUAUUACAUGUGUUCAUGGUACCUGUCAUAAAUCCUCGAUUUAAAAUUGGGUCAGAUUUUGUUGAAAUAAUGUAACUUUUAUAUUCCUUUUCUAGUGGUGAAUAUUUUUUGAAGCCGCUCUAUAAACCAGACUAGUAAGUGCAUCAGCUGUUAAGACUGCUCAGACGUAUAACUUCAUCAGUUCUAUUAUUUUCGUAUAGAAGACUAACAACCAUGUUUUCUCUUUGGUACGCCUCUUUAACAUGGAGAGAGUUUGGUGAGGACGCUAUGGUGGACGCAGCAGUGCUGGAGAAGCUGGAAGCUGGCUACGCCAAGUUGGCUGCCUCCGACAGCAAGUCUCUGCUCAAGAAGUAUUUGACCAAGGAAGUGUUUGACAACCUGAAGACCAAGAAAACUCCUUCCUUUGGCUCCUCACUUCUUGAUGUCAUCCAGUCCGGUCUUGAGAACCACGACUCUGGAGUAGGCAUCUAUGCACCAGAUGCGGAGGCAUACUCUGUUUUUGCUGAGCUGUUUGACCCCAUCAUUGAGGACUACCAUGGUGGCUUCAAAAAGACCGAUAAGCAUCCACCCAAGGACUGGGGUGAUGUGGACACGCUGGGAAACCUGGACCCUGCUGGUGAAUAUAUCAUCUCAACAAGAGUGAGGUGUGGCCGUUCCCUGGAAGGCUACCCCUUCAACCCUUGCCUGACUGAAGCCCAGUACAAGGAGAUGGAGGAGAAGGUCUCAAGCACCCUGUCCGGUCUGGAGGGAGAGCUGAAAGGGCAGUUCUACCCUCUCACUGGCAUGACAAAGGAAGUUCAGCAAAAGCUCAUCGAUGACCACUUCCUGUUCAAGGAGGGUGAUCGCUUCCUGCAGGCUGCCAAUGCAUGCCGCUUCUGGCCCACUGGACGAGGUAUCUACCACAACGACGCCAAGACGUUCCUGGUAUGGUGUAACGAGGAGGAUCAUUUGCGAAUCAUCUCCAUGCAGAUGGGUGGUGACCUUGGGCAGGUGUACCGUCGCCUUGUGACGGCUGUGAAUGACAUCGAGAAGCGCAUUCCCUUCUCGCAUGAUGACCGCCUGGGCUUCCUCACUUUCUGCCCCACCAACUUGGGCACAACAGUGCGUGCGUCCGUGCACAUCAAGGUACCCAAGCUGGCUGCUGACAAGGCCAAACUAGAGGAGGUUGCUAGCAAGUACAACCUGCAGGUCCGUGGCACACGCGGUGAACACACAGAGGCUGAGGGUGGUGUGUAUGACAUCUCCAAUAAACGGCGUAUGGGCCUCACGGAAUACGACGCUGUGAAAGAGAUGAACGAUGGCAUUGCUGAGCUCAUCAAGCUUGAGAGCUCCCUGUAAACUGUGGACCAAAACACCACCACUCUCUAAUACACUGUAAUAUUAUGAUAUUCAUUAUAAGGCUUUUCCUCGAUUCAAGGGAAGUGGCCAGAAUCGAAAAUUCAUAAGGAAGUAAACCAAUCUGCUACCCAUAUCCUCGUCUUCACAUAAUUACUGCUUCUUGUCUUCAUUUUUCUAUAUCUUUGAAUUGAAAGAAACAUUACCUUCUGUUCAUUUAAUGCCAAUGUUGAUUUUUAAGAAACCGGGACAGUUGAGGAAAUUUUUAUUGUUCAAGAACCAAUUGAGGACUAGCAUGAAAGUGAAAGGAUAAUGUUAAUAAUGUUAAUCAGUAUUGUGUAAGAAGUUAAUAUAAUGUAUAACAUAAUGAGCAGUUAUGAAGCUUUCUGUACAGUUGGUUUUGGUAACUAUAUACAGUCCUCGCCCAACAUGGGAACAGUUUGUGACAGCAAUAUUUCUGCAAUUUCAAAUGACUGAAGGGAUGGAUGUUUUUUCUUGAUCUGUUAUUCCAGCAGUGUUCUUUCUUCCAUUACUUUCCUUCUCAGAGGAAACUUUGUAGUUCAUUUAUGCCUUUGGAUGUUGCAACAUCCGGUUGUUUACAUCAAUUCAAGGAUGUGGGGUGCGAGAUGUUUUCAGAUGUAGAUCAUAAUAGUUUAAAAAAAUCAUCAAAAGAUUUCAUUGUUGCUUAUGUUUUAAACUAGAAGGGAGCUAGAAGGUUGCAUUGGCGGCAGACAUUUGUCUGUUCCAGUCAGAGCAAUUCAAUAUUCCACAGUUAUUAAAAUAGCACAACAGCCCUUAAGGUGAAUAUGUAGUUGCAGUACUGUACGUAAUAGUUCCUCUCGCUUGAAUUGGGGUGUUUACUCUUCAAGGCAAUGCCUUGCUCCUUUGGGCUGUCACUGUUACUGAUGCAGGCUACUCUGUGUGGGUUAAUGGUAAGAGUAACUGUAGCUUGUCACCUGACACCUUCGCUCCCUUUUGCAUUAAGUUUCAUGCAGUCACAUACACAGUAAGCUUAAUCACAUGAUAAGUUUAUUCGGGAAGCUUUAUUUUCAUUAAUUUUGAAUGUGAAGAACAAUAAAUUUGAAUUCGUUCAGCUGUCUUCAUGCUUCUAGUCCUUAAUUGAGAAAGUAUAUUACAUAAUUUUGCCAUUUCAUUGAACAGAAACUGAGACGAUCGAGAAAGACAUGAGACUAUCACAAGUGCACCGAGGAAUAAAAAGAGUACCAUUCCCAAAGUAUGAUGCAGUUAUCAGUUCCACUGUUUGAAUAAACAAGGUGAAUAAAAUUAAUAAAGAGAUGUUAACAUAU
This is a messenger RNA of Cryptotermes secundus, 2662 nucleotides long. RefSeq names its product arginine kinase (gene Argk1). Gene Ontology annotation, biological process: phosphocreatine biosynthetic process. Lineage: Eukaryota; Metazoa; Arthropoda; Insecta; Blattodea; Kalotermitidae. Gene Ontology annotation, molecular function: creatine kinase activity. Bases 234 to 1358 code for a protein of 374 amino acids. The transcript has 7 exons. The record is from RefSeq and is a predicted model, not a curated record.